UCACCCCCCCACCACACACCCCCCCUCCCCUCCCCUCCCCUCCCCUCUUCGACUUCCACUCCCCCAUGGCUUCCUCAGGCCUGCCUUCUAGAACGUUCCACCGCCGCCGGCUCCCCUCGUCCGCUCCCUCUCAUCCUUCGGGGGAGACUUGCGUCCCGUUCUGCCUCCCCGGCGCCGUCUCCCGGCGACGGGCUGCCGUGCAGCUCCUCUCCGCCGGUUUCUUGACCGCCGUCUCGCCGCCGCCGCCUUCGCUCGCCGCGAGGAGGGGACGCAUUGUAGUGCCGCCGGAGGACUAUGUCACUGCACCAGCUGAUGGACUGAAGUACUAUGAUCUUGUUGAAGGGAAGGGUCCAACUGCUGAAAAGGGCUCAAGUGUGCAGGUUCAUUUUGACUGCAUAUACCGUGGCAUCACCGCUGUGUCAAGCCGUGAGUCCAAGCUCCUAGCAGGAAACCGAAGUAUCGCGCAGCCUUAUGAGUUCAUUGUUGGGUCACUGCCUGGGAAAGAACGAAAGCGGGACUUUGCAGACAAUGCCAAUGGGCUAUACUCCGCGCAAGCAGCACCAAAGCCUCCAGCCGCCAUGUACACGAUAACUGAGGGGAUGAAAGUAGGGGGAAAGAGGAGAGUAAUUGUCCCUCCGGAGCUAGGAUAUGGGAAAAGGGGGAUGAGUGAGAUACCGCCUGAUGCUCCUUUUGAACUGGAUAUAGAGCUAUUGGAAGUGGUCUCUCCUGCAGAAAAAUGACCAUUUUGUUUGCAGUCGAUGGGGAGAAUUUUAAUGUACUUAUGAACUGUGUGAAUUUCAGAGGAAUGGAUUAAAUAAUUUACUGACAUCUCAAGUCCAUGCUGAUCAGAUAUGCAAUUGUAAUAACCUAUGAUUAGAUU
Messenger RNA from Panicum hallii, 880 nucleotides. RefSeq names its product peptidyl-prolyl cis-trans isomerase FKBP18, chloroplastic. Bases 66 to 740 code for a protein of 224 amino acids. The transcript is spliced from 6 exons. Gene Ontology annotation, molecular function: peptidyl-prolyl cis-trans isomerase activity. The record is from RefSeq and is a predicted model, not a curated record. NCBI's taxonomy places the organism in Eukaryota, Viridiplantae, Streptophyta, Magnoliopsida, Poales, Poaceae. Gene Ontology annotation, cellular component: chloroplast thylakoid lumen.